This is a messenger RNA of Ostreococcus lucimarinus CCE9901, 153 nucleotides long. RefSeq lists its product with no specific name. The transcript has a single exon. NCBI's taxonomy places the organism in Eukaryota, Viridiplantae, Chlorophyta, Mamiellophyceae, Mamiellales, Bathycoccaceae. The coding region runs from base 1 to 153 and encodes 50 amino acids. The record is from RefSeq and is a predicted model, not a curated record.
AUGCGAACGGAGAUUGAAACGAGAUACGAACGCUUGAAGGCGUUGGUGGUCGUGAAUACGCGACAUUUGGACGCCGGUCGAGGUGGGGAGGCGCGCGAGGGCGCCGAGCCGAACGACGUGACGCAGUUGAGCGCGGGUGGAGGCCAGGUUUAG